Nicrophorus vespilloides is the source of this 1309-nucleotide messenger RNA. RefSeq names its product cytidine deaminase-like. Gene Ontology annotation, molecular function: zinc ion binding; cytidine deaminase activity. Gene Ontology annotation, cellular component: cytosol. The transcript is spliced from 2 exons. NCBI's taxonomy places the organism in Eukaryota, Metazoa, Arthropoda, Insecta, Coleoptera, Silphidae. The coding region runs from base 712 to 1224 and encodes 170 amino acids. The record is from RefSeq and is a predicted model, not a curated record.
UAUAUUGAGCGCACCGAAAAUUCAUCGUGCAAAUUACGAUACAUUUUUUUUUUGCAGUAUUGCAUAUUUUAUCGGAAUUUAUCAAUAGAUUCGAUUUGGAAAAACAUCGAGUCCAUAAUUGUGUUGGUUUUGUGUGUUUGUGUAGGAGAGAAAAAAAAACAACAAUCGCGGAGAGCGCAGUUGCAGUUUGUUGUCAGGUAAAUUACGUAAUACCAGGUAGACUAAUAAGAAUGGAAAGAGCGAGAACUUGUUGUGUGUAGCAACUAAUAACUGCGAAGAAGACGACGACACGCGCGCGCGACUUAGUUGAGCAAUCGCGUUCGAAAUAACCGUAACGAAACGAAACUAUCGAAUGAAAUAGAAAUCGAGCAAAAAAAAAAUAGAAAGCUUUGUUUACGACUUUGUGCGAUGAUACAUUGAGAAUUUCGUGAGGAACAGAGACAGUAACAAUAAUACAAUAAUAUAACGCGAUAAAAUUUAAUCGAUGAAUGCAGGUGAAUUUGCUGCAAUUAUAUAGAAAUAAUCCAUAAUAAUAUCGCAAAUUUAUAUCUGAUUGAAUAUUUGAAUGGGAGUGAACAAAGAAAGGGGAAAAGCGUAGGUCGUAUCUUUACGGAUACUGUAUAUAAGAAUGAGCGGAUAUUAUUGAUUAAUUCGAGUUAGCAGCUACGUGUCUGUCGACUUGAUCGUCCGUCAAGGCAGAAAGAAACCGCGAUGGAAACCAACGGCAAUAACAACAACGGAACUACUUCCUCCAAGGUGAUGGAGUCAAAGAAGCAAAGAAGCGACGACCCUCCGAGGAUCGUCAAGUUUGAAACGCUCGAUGAGCGGAUACAGCGGCUGCUGCAGGAGGCGGUGAAGGCGCGCACAGCUUCCUACAGUCCGUACAGCAACUUCAAGGUGGGGGCGUGCGUGGAGUGCGUGGACGGCACCCUGUACGGCGGCUGCAACGUGGAGAACGCCUCUUACCCGGUGGGCAUCUGCGCCGAGAGGUGCGCCUACGUGAAGGCGAUCAGCGAUGGAAGACGGCAGAUGCGAUCGGUGGCGAUCGUCGCUCAACAGGAGAAACACUUCACGACGCCGUGCGGCCUCUGCAGGCAAUUCAUGAGCGAAUUCGGCGACGCUCCAGUCUUCCUCGCCAAACCCGAUCUCCGCGACGUCCUAGUCACCAGCGUCUCCGAACUGCUGCCGCUCAGCUUCCAAAUAAACGAGGACUACUCCUUCUGAACGUACGAAGAAUGCACGCACGCACACUUCAUUUAUUAUAUAUUCUACUAUAUUUUGGCAUAAUUAAUAAACGUAUCUACACUUA